GGCGGUGGAAGGCGAAGCUGCCGCUUCAGGGCUCCGACUCUGGACUGGAGCGCGGAGUCAUCCUCACAGCCGCUGCUACUCCUGCUGUAGCUGGUCAGGUGGCAUUCAGCAUCACCGUUUUCUUCAGGCAUCAUUGUCGUCAUCACAACCAUCACCAACAUCAUCAUCUUCUCCUCCAUUCAGAACUCUAGUUCCCUGAAGGCCGUCUCUGUUCCUCUAUGCAGCCCGGUUGCGGGAGAGGACUGUCAGCUGCCUGUUCUGCCUAGCCCCCAUCACAUGCCUCCCCACUGGAGCUGACCACAGACCAGCAUCUCCACAGCAUGAAUAAUUAGGUAGGCAUAAUGGAAGGCACUCACUGCACCCUCCAGUUGCAUAACCCGGUCACUGAACUCUGCUAUAUCAGCUUCUAUCUUCCGAAGGGGGAAGUCAGAGGAUUUUCGUACAAGGGCACUGUAACUCUAGACAGAUCCAAUAACGCUUUUCAUAACUGCUACCAAGUCAGGGAGGGGCCAGACAUCACCAGCCUCAGCCAGCAGCCGAACGAACAUCCCGGGGACAUAUUUUUCAAACAGACUCCCACGAAAGACAUUCUGACAGAGCUAUACAAGCUCACAGCAGAGAGGGAGAGGCUGCUGGACAGUCUGCUGAGGUCAGAGCACAUCCUGGGCAUUUCAAUGGGGAACCAGGAAGGGAAUUUGCAGGAGCUGUCUGUGAGCCUGGCUCCCGAGGAUGACUGCUUCCUGAGUGCUGGCAACCGGAGCAGGGAGCUCCCUGUGAACUCGCUCAUUAGGAGGAGCACCCAAGGGAGCAAAAAGCCCCGGAGGUCUGGCAGGAGGAGAGAGAGCCCUGAGGAGCUCCGGCAGAAGAGAACCAGGAGGAAAGGGCGUGGCCGCCAGGAAUCAGCUCCUCCGAUGGGGAAGGACCAGGUCUGUUCCAGUAGCUCCCUUCCUCCUCCCCGAGUUAGGCCUAAUCUUCGACUCCUAGAAGAAAGAGGAAACUUAGUUCCUCAGGAAACACUUACCUCUUCCCCACGGAGGAGGAGAGAGAGCUGCCCUGCCAGCAUCCUCAGGACACCAGAUGCAGACCUGGGCUUCGGGAGCUCUGGGAAGACCUCAGAGGACACCGAUCUUGAAGGACCUCUGUCCCCUGACAGCAGCCUCGCCGAGGUAGGAGAUGCAGACAUAGGAAGGCAGCUCAAGAGUCCUCGGGAGCAGGAGCCUCCAAGUUUGCCUGAAAGGCAUGAGAAACAUCCAGGGGCAGAGAGGGGUAGGGCUCUGAAGCCAAAGUCAUUGGAAAGGACUUGCAGAAAGAAGCCUGUUUCCAAAGUGGUGGCCAAGGUCCAGGAGCCGUCUGCUCGUGUCCAAAGAGUAGUUAGGGCUCAUCCUGAUGGUGAGGGAAGGGUUGCCUUUUGCUCAGAGAUCCAAACUGAGUUUAUCCCUAAAGCUGACUUCCUCAUCCUCUCAGGAGCUAAGGAUGAGAUUCAAAGUUCCAGGAGACUGGGGGAGGAGCAGCGAAGGGUCAAGUCACUGCAACCCUUGGCAGCAGAAAGAGCCUCCAUUCCCAGGGAAGCAGCCAGCACCGAGGGGGCUGUGAACAAGGUUCUACAAAAAGUGAUAGAGAGCGAGAAGUUAGAUGAAGCCACCGAGGGGAAAACACUAGGCUUCUCUCUCAACACAAGGGCCACCCGCACUUUCCCAGAAACUAGAAGCCAAAGGAAGACCGGGCUACCCCAGAGCGGCCAUAAAUUCUUGCUUCUGGAUCUGCCCCACGCUGUAGGUCCUGACUCUCCACAACCCAAAUGCGAUGAGAGGAAGCCAAGCCCCCAAGCCCCAACAGCUCUCGGCACGGUAUUUAAUAAUUCAUCGCCUCAGUCCAGCGCACACAAACGGCUGUCACCUGUUCCCUCGCCUCUGUCUCCAAGGUGCCCCAGCCCGCAGCAGCACCACAGGAUCCUCCUGCUUCCUCCACUGCCUAGCGAGGGAGAACCUGUGUUUAAUGAGUGCCCUGGUAGGAAGAACCUUGUCUCCUCUGGGUUUCCCUCUUCUGUCACCUUGGAGCCAUCAUCUUCUACAAAGGUCACGGAGACCAAAGGAGGCACCCCGCCUUCCCUCAGAGCAAGCCAAACUUGGCUGGUAUCUGAGGAAGCACCAGAAAAAAGCUUGAGACCAGAGGAGAUCACGGCCCCACCUCAGUACCAGCCACCACCAGGCAUCACCUCCGAAGGCUUUCCCUGUGACAGCUUCAAUGAGCAGACAGCGAACGAUCUUCCCAAUAAGGAUGGAGGUGCUUGGGUCCUGGGUUACAGAGCCGGACCACCCUGCCCAUUUGUGCUCCACGAAGAAAGAGAAAAGUCAAAUAGAAGUGAACUAUACUUGGAUCUCAAUCCUGACCAGAGCCCCACAGAGCAGGACGACAGGACUCCUGGCAGACUCCAGGCUGUCUGGCCGCCCCCAAAGACAAAAGACACAGAAGAAAAAGUGGGACUGAAGUACACUGAAGCAGAAUACCAGGCUGCUAUCUUACAUCUGAAGAGGGAGCACAAAGAAGAAAUCGAAAACCUGCAGGCUCAAUUUGAACUCAAGACAUUUCACAUCCGGGGUGAGCAUGCAUUAAUAACAGCAAGGCUUGAAGAAACCAUUGAAAAUCUCAAGCAACAGUUAGACCACCGCUGGGGAGGAGGAUGUGAAGAGAUGAGAGACGCCUGCAUCUCCACCGAUGACGACUGCCCCCCAAAGGCCUUCAGAAAUGUGUGCAUCCAGACAGACAGAGAGACGUUCCUGAAGCCCUGUGAAGGUGAAAACAAGGCAACCAGAAAUAACCAGAUAGUACCCAAGAAGUUGAAUAUCUCGUUAACCCAGCUCUCUCCCACAAAAGACAGCAAAGACAGCCAUGCACCUCUUCAGACAGAGGAGGGCAUCUUGUCUAGUCAGCAGAAGAAAUCACCUCCUCCCUCCAUACCUCCUCCUCCUCCCAUCCCUCCCCCUCCACCUCUCCCCACUGGACUUGGACCUUUGCCACCACCAGCACCACCCAUAUCACCUGUGAGUGCUGGGCCACCACCACCACCUCCUCCACCUCCUCCACCACCUCCCUUGCCACCAAGUGCUGGACCUCCGCCACCUCCUCCCCCACCACCACUCCCUAAUGUGAUGGCUCUCCCUAACAGUGGGGGGCUUCCUCCUCCUCCCCCUCCUCCUCCUCCCCCAGGACUUGCACCCCCACCUCCUCCUGGACUCUCCUUUGGACUCAGCUCUUCUUCUAGCCAGUGUCCUCGUAAACCAGCCAUCGAGCCCAGCUGUCCCAUGAAGCCUUUGUAUUGGACUAGAAUACAAAUAAGUGAUAGGAGCCAAGAUGCCACACCAACUUUAUGGGACUCCUUAGAAGAACCUCACAUCAGGGACACCAGUGAGUUUGAAUAUUUAUUCUCCAAAGACACAACUCAACAGAAGAAAAAACCCCUGUCAGAGAGCUAUGAGAAGAAGAACAAAGUCAAAAAGAUCAUCAAGUUAUUGGAUGGAAAACGAUCUCAAACUGUGGGAAUCUUGAUAUCUAGUUUACAUUUAGAAAUGAAAGACAUCCAGCAGGCCAUAUUUAACGUGGAUGACUCUGUGGUUGACCUAGAGACCCUGGCAGCCUUGUAUGAAAAUCGAGCCCAAGAAGAUGAACUGACUAGAAUAAGCAAGUACUAUGAGACCUCCAAAGAAGAAGACUUGAAGUUGCUGGACAAACCUGAACAGUUCCUGCAUGAGUUAGCCCAGAUUCCCAAUUUUGCUGAGCGUGCCCAGUGCAUAAUCUUCAGGGCUGUGUUUUCCGAAGGUGUCACUGCCUUACACAGAAAAGUAGAGAUUGUCACACGAGCCUCUAAGGGCUUGCUGCACAUGAAGAGUGUGAAAGACAUCCUAGCUCUCAUCCUGGCUUUUGGAAAUUAUAUGAACGGAGGAAAUAGGACUCGAGGGCAAGCAGAUGGAUAUGGUUUAGAAAUUCUCCCCAAACUCAAAGACGUCAAAAGCCGGGACAACGGCAUGAACCUGGUGGACUAUGUCGUGAAGUAUUAUCUGCGGUACUAUGAUCAGGAAGCUGGAACAGACAAGAGUGUUUUCCCGCUACCUGAACCACAAGAUUUCUUUCUGGCCUCCCAAGUCAAGUUUGAAGACCUCGUAAAAGAUUUGAGAAAACUGAAGCGACAACUGGAAGCAAGUGAGCAACAGAUGAAGUUGGUGUGCAAGGAGUCCCCGAAGGAGUAUCUGCAGCCUUUCAAGGACAAGCUGGAGGACUUCUUCCUGAAAGCCAAAAAAGAGCACAAAAUGGAAGAAAGCCAUUUGGAGAAUGCACAAAAAAGCUUUGAAGCAACAGUGGACUAUUUUGGAAUGAAACCAAAGACUGGAGAGAAGGAGAUCACCCCCAGCUAUGUGUUUAUGGUGUGGUUUGAGUUCUGCAGCGACUUCAAGACAAUUUGGAAACGUGAGAGUAAGAACAUAUCGAAAGAAAGGUUGAAGAUGGCUCAGGCAUCUGUCAGCAAACUGACAUCAGAGAAGAAAGUGGAGACAAAGAAAAUCAAUCCCACUGCUAGUCUGAAAGAAAGACUGCGUCAGAAGGAAGCCAGUGUGUCCACCAGCUAAGACGAACACAGAAGGAAAGCUCAGGGCGAGAGGACGCAGACCAGUGCUCCUUUAGACACCAGUGCCAAGGGGAGCUCCCGACAGAUCUGUUACAGAACAUUUGCUUUGCUUAUCUCCUUCGGAGGUCGUCUGCAGGAAGUACCCUGUGCCGCCUUUGAGGGGUCCCAGUGCUAUGUAUGGGAAUAUUACAGGAAUAUCUGAUAAUUGUUUCUUAUAGAAAUUCAAAGCCCAUGCUAUAAAAGAAUCAGAAGAUGUACCAAAAUUUUUUGCAUUUUAGUUUAUGCUGAAUUUCUAAGCUUCCCAGUGUAUAAUCAUCAUGGAAAAAGAGGUACCUCUUUUGUGGUGAUUGCCAUGAAAGAACUCAAACCUUGUUCCUCACACAUUGUGGGUUUUUGCUUUGUUUUGUUUUGUUUUUUAAUAUUGAUCUUAAUCUUGACCCAGCUGUACCAAGAUCCUAUGGCAUUUUCAACAAAAAUGUUGAAACUUACUAGAACUGUUUUUGAAGAGGUUUAACACUGUGUAUCUCACAGACUAGGGAAAUGAUUUUUGAUAAUGACAGUUACGAUAUAAUGAAAAGGAAAAAGAUUAAGAUUUCCCAUUGGUUGAGAGAGAGAAAGAGAGAGAGUAAUAGCCAUAAACCACAUCCUGGAGACUAAGUUAUGAUGCUAAGAGCAAACAUUGGCCAUUGAGAUCGCCUCACACAGCUAGCACGGCUUCCUGGCCAGUAGAGAUUCUGUACCAACUUCUAUUAGAAACAGGGCAGGACAGACUUGGAUCGAGUGUCCACCUGGGCAAGGGACCAUGUGGCUUCAGAUCCACCCUGGACCGUGAAUGAGUGCUAAGCAGACAGACAGAUGAGGUUACAUUGUACUCCACCACUUGCUGCUUGGUCUCUUCCACCAUUCCCAAGCAGUUCCCAGACAGCAGAGCAAAUGUCUACUUUCAUCAUGGCCUUAACUCAAAAGCAUGUGAAGGAAGGGACCAGGGACCAUUUGCUGUCCAAAAUGUGAUGGUCAGAAAGAAGUUCUCUACUGUAAAGUACAAGCAAGGUGGUUGUGUUAGUACUAACCUCUGAAUGGACUGUCGGGGGCAGGCUGUGUUUUCUCACUCUGGCCCUUAAAUCAGGGAGAAAAGCCUCCUGGGACCCUUUUCCUACAUUUUUCUCCCCAAGACAACUGCUGUUUGAAUUUCCCUGGUGAGAAAACAAGAGGACUGGGCAUGAACUGAGGGUUGAAUUGAAGACUGUGUUCUUAAGCCUUGAUGUAAUGAAGGACUGUGCUUUUCUUCUCUUGGUUGAAACAGUCUAGAGUUACUCAGAAUCUUGCAUCGCUUGCUGAUCUGGCUACCUCUGGCUGUCUUGUGGGGCCUGCUUCUUGCCUCAGCAACUUUCUCGAACCUUUGAACUUGCCAGAUACCUUAAAUGUCUUCCUGGAAUCUGCCUGCCAGUCUUCACCCCCCCCCCACUCAGGGACACUCUGAGAAUAGAUGCAAGGUAAUGAAAGCGUCACCAUAGCCAGGCACAGUGCAAACCGUGUGAAGCAAGAGUAGCUGGCACCUACCAAGUCACGGUUGCCACAUCCAUGCAGGUGCUAAUUGUCUUUCAGUGGCCCGAAGGAAGGGACGUGGUCACAUGGUUUAUUUUAAUCCAAAAGAAAGGGAUGAGACAAAAUAGACAAUCAAAUAAGAAACCUACCAUGAAGAGAAUGCCUUGGCAUCACUGUUCUUUUCCUUUUGCCUUUUGUAUAUUGUUUCUGUUUAUUCUUGCUGUAACUAUAAGGAAGAACAAAGGACUUAACCAACAAGGCAAAUUGCACCUGUGGACAUCCUCUUCUCUGUGGCCUCCUUGUUAGUACUGAAGUGCAAAAGGAAAGUGCAAGUUUGUCUCUACCUCAGGAGCCAUGCCAGCGUUCUGUCUGCACAGCCUACACCUGAUGGGUCCUGGGGAUGGGAUGAGUGGAACAGGAGGUUUUCAGUGGGGUUGAUGCCAUCUCGGGUCUCUAAGACGUUCAUGAGUCAUCCCUGAUGGCACGGUCUCUCUGUCCUUCCAGAAUACAGCAGAUCCUCCAGGCUGUUGGGAACCAGACCAUACUGGGGUGGGGGACGGGGGACAGACUUUUUUGUUUUCUAAUGUCUUAACUCUAUUUUGUAGUACUCCCCCCCAUUUAAAAAGUCAAAGACAAAACCAGCUGGGGUAAGGAUGCUGCAGAGACGGCUCAGUAGUUGAGAGCACAUACUGUUCGUAUAGAUGGCCUGAGUUUGGGUUCCAUUGCCCGUGUUGGGUAGUUCACAAUCUCCAUAACUAUCUUGAGCAAUCUGACAUCCUCUUCUGCCCUCCAUGGACACAAUGCACACACAGUCAUACACACACAUACACACAGACAUAUAUAUGUGAGCAUAAUUAAAAAUUAAAAUAAAUCUUAAAAAGCAAGCGGGGACAUGAUACAGCAAGAUACAUGAAAAAAAAUCGAAAGGUAUACUUCCCCCCAAAUAUUUUAUUUAACAAAAUAGUUUAAAUUGUGUUAAAAAUUGCUAGUAGGAAGUAUGGUUUUUUUCCUCGAUUAUCAUUUUUCUUUUAUUUUGCCUGUAUUUAUCAAAGGGGGAAAAAAGUACCAAAAGAUUAUGGGAAACAUGCAUCCAUAGAUUUGGUCAUCUACAAAUAAGUUCAAUUAUUGAAUCAUAAAACAGGAGCAUACUAUGAAAUCCAAAGUGGUAGGAGUCCUGACUAAGCAGGUAUGAAACCAAAUGGCUGUGACGAGCAGCCACAAAGCUGCCAGCCAUCUGCCUGGAGCCGCAGCUUGUGUCAGGCUGUCUUUACAGUGCAUUUGAAAGAGUCGAGAUUGUCUCCAAAAAGUCGCGUAGAGAAAGGCACGCAUUCUAGAGCCGGAUGUGGUCUGUCCUUCCUCUGGAUUCCCCUGACUGGAGUUUAUAAGUAAGUAGACUAUCAGAAGACCAUGAAUAUCAAAAUCCAUAGUUUAGCUCGUGUAGCUUGAGGGACCCUGCAGCAGGUGAACUGAUCUGUCACCCAGGUUAGCUACUUCAUCUGCAUAAGGACAUCUGCAGUGCAGGUGAACCGAGUCUCUUGCCAAACUGAUUUAGAGUUCUGAAGGAAAUUUACGUCUCACAAAAGGGAGAGAGCAUCGGACAAGUUUUCAUCUUCCAGCAAUGGAAAGCCACUUAGAAGCUAUGACUGAUACAGAACGGACCUAAAGAAAAGCACCCCCAAAACUCAAUUCUGCAGCUCUUCCCCUCUAGUCUUACACAAUUGUUCUUAAUGCUGGUGGCACUCGGAUCCAGGCACAACCAGGCUCAAUUUCACAGCUGUGUGUGACCAAGCUACUUCCCUCAUUCCUGCUUCCCCGUCAGCUGUUGACACCUUGUAGGGAACCCUCAUUAUGAAUUUCACCCUUCUUCACUCCCCUCCACAAGGAUGGGCAAUCUCCCAAACUCCCUCAAGAUAACACUUGGCGGGAAAGUGGAGAAUCUGAAAGAGUCUUGGCGCAUUUCACACGGAACCAGCUCAGUAGCCUCCUUUGUUGCAGUUCAAUGCCUUGUAUCACACUUGGGGAAUUUGAAUGCUGACUGUCUCUUCAGGUGUCAUCAGGUUUCAAAAAAAAAAAAACUAGACAAGCAAAAGAAGCCAUAGGCUGUCCUCAAGCAGAACUUAUUGGCCUCCAUUUGUACUCUGUCCUAGCCCAGUCCAUCUUCAGACACCCUAGAGAUGACCAGUGCCGUUGAGGCCUUUUAUUCUCUGCUUUUCUCUUUGUUUCAGUCUUUCGCUCACACGAACCCUACACUGUGUUCCACAUUGUUGUUAUCAAACACGCGGUCUGAAGAAGACUGACCUAACUUCAGUUAUGUCUUUGUUUUGCUGUUUUGCUCAUCUGUGUUGUUUUUCUAAGGAACAAAUUAAGCCUACAUACUCCAUACACUACAUACCUCACACUACGCACUCUGUCCUCAGAUAAUUUUCGACUUAUGCACACAAGGAAUCUACUGGAGUCUGAUUCGACCGCUUCCGUGCUUACAUGGUAUUUUUUCAUGGCUCCUGUGAAACAUGACGGCCCUGGGCUGUCAAAACACAAACGUGUCAGUAGGCUCAGGCAGAAAUGAACACCCCAGGGAACAGACAGGCUCUACCACACUCAAUAGGGUUGUCACCUAGGCUGAGUGUCAUCCUUAGAACUUCUUGUGUCCCCCACCUCAGAAGCUGCAAAAAUGUCUUAGAGAGAAUGUUCAUCCCGUAAAUAGUGUAGGUUUCCAAUGAGUUAUAUUUAUAACAGUAAGAAAUCAAGUGUAUACCAGGAGCUAUUUGUCAAAGUCAUGCCUGCUCUCCUCCACUGUUGUCUUCCAGGGUUUUCUUCAACUUCCACCUUAUAAUGCAAGGUAUUUUUAAUUGUUCACCUAAGUUGGCUUCCCUACUUGAUAUUUCUCAAACAAAAGCCCAGCCCUAUAGACCACUGAGCACCCGGGGAAGUUACUCUGCCUCACCAUAGCAUGACUGGUAGAUUUCAAAAAUGAACAACUCUGGGAACCCAUGGAAUGAAUUUUAAUUCUAGUCUAUAACCUUAAGGUGUGAAAAGGUGCGUAGGGCGUGCACAAAUUGUCCUGCUCUCCCGUUGAAGGGCCAAAGAGCGUUUAGAAUACUUACAUUGUAGGGAUGUUUUGUGAGCUACAAAUAUCUUUUUUUUCCUCAUUUUUAGAAGGAUGUACUUAUUUUUGCUUUAUGUGUAUGUUUGUCCGUCUACAUGUAUGUAUGUGUACCACCUGUGUGCCCGGUGCAGAAGCUAGUAGGAGGCUGUUAGAUUCUCUGGAACUGGAGUUACAGACAGUUGUGAGCCACCACAUGGAGGCUGGGAACCGAACCUGGAUCCUCUGCAAGAGCAGCAAGUGCUCUUAACCAUUUCUCCAGCCUCCUUUUCCUACCAGCUCUUUCUAGAUACAACCUAAGUUUUUCAUGUCUGACCAUCAGUCUCAAUAGUGGUUCCCCACAGAGCCGAGAAGGCAUUCACUACUCUUGGAAACAAAUCCAAGUCUUGAAGUGAUUCCAUCUGCAGUGAUUUGAAUAGAGUUUGUGAAGUCUACCAGAGGCACAGGUUUCUUUUAAAAUCAUUAAUUUUAUAAUUCUACUAUUUUCCAACUUCCUGGGACACAAAUACCAUGCCUCACUGGCCCACUGACCACUGUGUGCGUAAUCUUUGAGGAUUAUGUGAUUUAAGGGAAAAGGGUUUCCCUUUAAGGGAACAAUCUAAGAUAGUCUCCGAAAGGCAGAGCGUUUACAAAUUAGACCCUGGCUAAUUUUUAAGAGCCUUUAGUGGAAGCAUGUCAUCAAUUCAUCACAGUGUUUUCCGUCUGUGAGUUAUAAUCCAGACUAGUGUGGGAAGCAGGCUCACUGGACUUUGAUUUAGGGAUCAUGUUUUUUUUUGCCUGGAAAAUAAGCUUUGGCCUGCAUGUCUAGAAACUCUCUGAAAUCAGUUAGCGUCCUAAUAUGAGUCAGAUGCCACAGAAAUGUAAGUCGCUUUAACUCAUUUAUGGUUUGGCUUGGUUUGGUUUCGUUUUCUUAGCACCACCAGGGAUCAUGGAAGCUGCUUCCUAAGAUUCCCGUGGACUUUUGCAGUAUCUCCCGUCCACCUUCUGGGAUCUCAAGCAGUAGGGGAUGACAGAGGAAAACCAGGAAACAGGAGAGAAGAAAAACUGAACAAGUCCAGUGCAGUGUUUUUGCAUAUCCUUUGCCAUGAUAGUACCAGGGGCAUUUUUAAUAGAAAUGUAGGCCAUUUGUAGUAGGCAAAUAGGAGUGUCCCUUGUUGUUAUACAGCUCAAUGACAGACUUUGUGCUGACCCAUGUUCAGCUCAGUAAUGUCCAGCUUCAGAUUCUGCUACGAGGGUGACUUGCCCAAGGACCUUUCUGUGUCCUCUACCUGCUCACAAGCCACAGCAGCAGCUAGCAUCAUCUCGCUUUCCUCCAUCCCAUGCUUCAUCUUCACCCUUCACUUCCUCCCCACAUCAUAGCCCCUCUCCUCCGAAGGGACCUCCGCAGCUCCUCCUGGACCCAACUACUCUGUCCUCUCCAGCACAGACACUGAAUGCCCCUCAGCCCUCUCACGCCCUGUGCUUCAGCCUCCAGUGUUUGGACAGAGCACUACUGUCACCAAGGAGCCUGUGUGAGUAAGACACACUGCUGAGACUGCCUCUUGUUAAUGUCACCAUCACCUCAUCACUUAGGCAAAGAGGGGGAAAAUCCAUAAAAGAGGUGGAAAAUGCAUUUCUUUUUUCAUUUCGUUCUGCUUUAUUAAAAAGGAUGGGUGUUCUAGUUCUUGGUCUCUCGCAGAGUUUUAAACUGUCUAAUUAGAGAAGACUUUUGAUCCGUCGGAGCAGCUAUGACCAGACGAAAUCUUGGGCUCUCAGCUUUCUGUACCGCAGAACAAAUUGACCUCUGUGCAAACAUUUUGAACCCUAAGACUUCUUAUUGCCACUCCAUUCUUACUAUUGCUCAUGACUCAAGCAUCUACUACAAUCUGAACUGGGAUGUUGACAUUUUGUGGUUCUUUUCAGAUUAAGAGUAACUGUUAUGCUCUUAAAAGCACUUGUAGAAAUGCAAGCAUGUCCUGCAGAGUUGAUUGUUUUGCCAUGAUAAAAUCUGGUAAAAUCUGGAAAAAUCCAGCCUUUCUAUUCAAAUAUUAGACCAAUUCAUAAGGUGUAACUUUAAGGAAUUUUAACCAAUAAAAUAAAGAUAGCUUUGGGAGGGAGAAGCACUUUAUAGACAUGAAACCUUAUAUUACAUGUUCUUGGAUGUUUUUAAGCAUAAUAAGCUAACUGAAUUUGGGUAUUUUCCCUUUCAGUUAAAAAUAGUAUGUAUUUCUAAUUGCAUAUUUAAUUUUGUCAACCAACACAGAGAAAUGUUCAUGAGUUGAAUCUGUAAAUGUAAUUUGCAACCAAAUGAAGUAUUUAUUUUUAAAAAGAAAAGGUGAAGGAACCAACAUUGACUUGUACAUAAUGAAAAUAUGUGUGUAUAUAAUUUUUUUCCUUCUUGACACUACUUGAUCAUUAUAUCAAGUGUAUUUUUGUACAUAAUAUAUAUUGGUUAGAAAAAUUUAGAUUGUCUAUUGAAAGAAAUUCUAUCCCUGUGAUAGAUUAUAUUUAUCCUAAUCUAUUGAUAUUCUGUUAAUUUGUUUUAAGAGACAGAACACUAUUUUUUUGAAUUUCCCGAGAAUUGUAUUCACUGCACUACUUGUGAAUAUGUUAAGGGUAUUUUAAUAAAUCUUGGUUUCAUGUCC
Molecule: messenger RNA, 11890 nt
Organism: Chionomys nivalis (European snow vole)
Lineage: Eukaryota; Metazoa; Chordata; Mammalia; Rodentia; Cricetidae
Gene: Fmn1
Product: formin 1
Exons: 20
Coding region: 342-4619 (1425 amino acids)
Biological process (GO): actin nucleation
Cellular component (GO): actin filament; nucleus; endoplasmic reticulum membrane
Molecular function (GO): microtubule binding
Source: RefSeq, a predicted model, not a curated record